AUGUAAAAGUAAUGAUUUGAUAUUAUUGACAAGAGAAGUUGUGGAAUUAGCAUACAAGCACUUGUGUUACAAAUACACCUAUAUCAAUAUUUUGGUUCUCCUAAUCACUUUGUUCUAAUUUCAAUAAACUCCCUUAGCUUUACCUCUUGGAUGUGCCAUAUUGAAUGAACUAAUCAUAUGGAUUAAAUUAUCGAGAAGAUAAAUUAUCGAAAAUAUCGAUCACAUUCUUAACAUUUUCUUUUAUGUAAGUUAUCUCAUAUAAUUUAGAUAUAUAUCGCACUUACAUAUUAUUUAGAGCUAAAGUAUUAUAUUUUCAGCAAUAUGUUUGUUGGAUUAUCAUUUAUUUUUAAAAUAUUUUGUGAUAAGAAAUAAGAUGAACAACAUUAAUAUUCAACGAUUAUAAGAUUGGUAUUUUUCAUUUUUAAUAUAGACUAAAAUUUUUUACCGAUUUUCAUAACUGAUAGCAAUACUUUGUAUAACAUUAAAAAUGAAUCUAUAUGUAGAUUGGACAUGGUCAUAAACCUUUUGGUGGUAUUGGAUGUUUUUAAGUGGAUUAAUUGGAUCUACUAUAACUUUUUUAUUGAUGUUAAUUUCAAAAUUAAUUAGAAUUAACAAUAGCACAAUAAUAAAUCGCUUUAAAAAUGAAGGUAUAUCUAAAACCAUUCUUAAUUAGUUAAAAUAUUAUCAUGGUUAUUAUAUACUUCAGCUUUAAGUAGUUUGAUAGCAACAAUUUGGAUAGUAAAUACCUUAAAUGUACUUGGAAUUAAUUUCACUAUCAAAAUAGGAGAUCUUUAUAUGUAUUGCAUAAUAUCAAUGAAUAUCCUAAUUUUUUGUACAAUCUCAUAUGUCUUUUCCAGUUCCAUAAUUGAAUUUAUUUUAGCUAUAGAUUCAAUCGAAUCAAGAAAUUCAUCUCCUAAAAAUGGAACUUAAAAUACUGAAAAAUAAAUUAAAAAAGAGAUAACUAAAACAUCAAUUUUUAUGUAAAAAUUAUCAAAUGCUUAUUUUCGAUAAAUAAAAGAUUUAGAAAUUGUUGUUCUGAAAGAUACAAAUUAAAAUGAAAUAUUAACAGAGAGAAAUUUGAAUAAUAAUAUAAUUUAGAAAAAGAAGCCCUGUCCUUAAAAUUCAAAUAGUAAGUGCAUUAUUUGUUGUGAAAAAUCUUCUAAUGCAAUUUUAAUGAAUUGUGGUCAUGGAGGAAUUUGCUAUUAGUGUGCAAUGCAAUUAGCAUAGAAGUAGAAGGAAUGCUUUCUUUGUAGAUAGAUAAUUUCAACAAUUUAUGAAAUAGAUGAAAAGGAUGUAAGUAUAUUGAAAAGAGUGAUUUCAAAAACUAGAAUUUCCAAUUGA
This is a messenger RNA of Paramecium sonneborni, 1341 nucleotides long. Lineage: Eukaryota; Ciliophora; Oligohymenophorea; Peniculida; Parameciidae. The record is from the annotation of a GenBank genome assembly.